This is a messenger RNA of Phlebotomus papatasi, 1151 nucleotides long. Its product is annotated as delta(3,5)-Delta(2,4)-dienoyl-CoA isomerase, mitochondrial-like. Bases 233 to 1060 code for a protein of 275 amino acids. Lineage: Eukaryota; Metazoa; Arthropoda; Insecta; Diptera; Psychodidae. Gene Ontology annotation, cellular component: mitochondrion. The transcript has 3 exons. The record is from RefSeq and is a predicted model, not a curated record. Gene Ontology annotation, molecular function: delta(3,5)-delta(2,4)-dienoyl-CoA isomerase activity.
AGGGUAGUUACUUGGAGUAGUAUCGGGACUGUCCUUGAGGCUCCCAAAGAAAUGUCCAGCAUUUUUGCCAGCAAUCCAUCAGCCGGUUUUGUCAUGGACUUUGGCUGACCGCUAUUUUUGUGCUUCUUUAUUGUCUCCAAUCAUGCAAGGAGUCCAGUUUUCUGUGAGUCGUCGUGAAGAGAAGGAUUUUCCUUUAGGAUUCUGAAGUCUGGUUAUCAAAUUCACACUGAAUAUGGAGCAUAGGCAUCUGAAAGUACAUUCUGAGCGUCCCUUUGUCUUCCGGCUGGACCUGGACUGCGAGAAAGGGAACAAUACCAUGUCUGAAUGCCUCUUCAAUUCCAUCUACGAGUGCAUCACCAGUCUGUCCAGCAACAAUGAAUGCCGUUCAAUUGUAAUCUCCAGCCUGGGCAAGGAUUUCAGUUCUGGAGUAGAUCUGGAAAACCUUGGGCAGUUCACGACUGAUCUGGCCAGUAUUGAGGAUAUUUCACGCCGGGCCAGGGCUAUUGAUGGCCGUGUCUCGCUUAUCCAGAAGGCUUUUUCCGCCAUUGAGAGAUGCCCGAAACCCGUGAUUGCGGCUAUUCAUGGGGCUUGUGCUGGUCCUGGAAUGGGACUCAUCAGUGCCUGCGACAUUCGCUACUGCAGCACCGAUGCCUGGUUCCAGGUCAAAGACAUCGAACUGGGAAUGGCAGCAGACUCGGGAACACUUCAGCGUCUGCCAAAGAUUGUUGGGAAUCAGAGUUUCGCCAGAGAGAUCUGCUACACAGCAAGGCGCGUGGAUUCUGAGGAAGCACUGAGAUUUGGCCUGGUCAAUCGUGUCUUUGAAUCCCGUCUGGUGAUGCUGAAUUAUGCCAUCGAUAAGGCCGAGCUGAUGGCUCAUCUGAGCCCUGUGGCCCUCCAGAACACCAAGAAGAGCCUCAUCUAUUCCCAGAGUCGCCCUACACAGGAUGGUCUGGAUCAGAUUCGCGAUCUCAAUGUCUUGGCCCGUCAGAGUGAAGACUUCCACAUAUCCAUGGGCCCGGCAGUUACAGGAGCGGAGAGGACAACAUACGCCAGAUACUGAAGCCAGUUGCCAGAAUCCAAAUUAAAAGAAUGCAUAUCGGGAUGGGUAUAUUUUUUUUCGAAUAAAUUUUCUAUGAAAGCACAGCUAAAAA